UUCUCUCGCCUAAUUUAUCAACUAGGCUGGUGUAUGCCUUGUUCAUGACUAUGUGCGCCGAGGUGGCAUGCCAAGGGGUCCAUUCAGUGACAUUUGGCGCAAGAUGGGCGGGGGUACGGGACUGAGCAGGCCCAAAUGAGCAAAUUUUGGACACAGUCCUCCCUCGGCUGCGUACGCACAUAUUACCUGCGUCCUGCACUCAAUUUCGGCCCACACUCACUCCUCUCGACAGCUUCGGGUUUUCUCUCACCUCACUAGUCUAUUUCCAGAGAUAAGCUACUAUGUAUCGCCCUUCAUUAAAUAAUGGCAUGCGUCUGUACAGCACGAAAGCAAGAAAGAAAAGAGAAAUAAUCGAUCGUAUUAUACGUGUAGACCAUGCUGGGGAACUGGGAGCUGAUCGCAUUUAUGCUGGACAAAUGGCAGUGCUUGGUAAAUCUAGUGUGGGGCCAGUCAUCCAACACAUGUGGGAUCAGGAAAAGGAGCAUAAAGCAAAGUUUGAAGAAUUGAUACCAAAAUACAGAGUUCGUCCCACUGUUCUCGUCCCAAUCUGGAAUGUGGCUGGUUUUGCUCUUGGUGCAGGGACUGCAUUAAUGGGAAAAGAGGCAGCAAUGGCGUGCACUGUAGCAGUAGAAUCGGUCAUCACAGAUCACUAUAACUCACAGCUACGAGAACUAAUUUCUUUAGGAGAAGAAGAAAACAAGGAACUGAUUGAAGCCAUAAAGAAGUUCCGAGAUGAUGAAAUGGACCACCACGACACCGGCCUGGAAAAUGAUGCACAAUUAGCACCAGCAUACAGUGCUCUAACUACUGUAAUUAAGACUGGUUGUAGAGCAGCUGUGUGGAUAUCUGAACGCAUUUAGCACUUGCUUAAAUCAUGUAAAUUAUGUAUAUUUUGUAUCAAACUUGUUCUCAUUCAGUUCUGUAUUUAUCAAGGGUAUUUUUAUAAAAUAUAUUCAGAA
This is a messenger RNA of Procambarus clarkii (red swamp crayfish), 959 nucleotides long. RefSeq names its product ubiquinone biosynthesis protein COQ7, mitochondrial (gene Coq7). The record is from RefSeq and is a predicted model, not a curated record. Gene Ontology annotation, biological process: ubiquinone biosynthetic process. Gene Ontology annotation, molecular function: 3-demethoxyubiquinol 3-hydroxylase activity. Gene Ontology annotation, cellular component: mitochondrial inner membrane. Lineage: Eukaryota; Metazoa; Arthropoda; Malacostraca; Decapoda; Cambaridae.